AUGGACGCACUUCUCUGCCAAAUCUCUCGUUUCCCAUUGAAACUUACAUCGUUUAAUCUCUCCAACCAACACGCCAUUCCCACCAAAGGGUUGCAAGCUUUCUCUCAAAAGAUUACAACUUUGACCUCUCUCACAUGUUCCAACAUCGCUCAUCUCCAUACCAAUGACUUCUUCCUCAUUGCUGACUGUUUCCCUUUGCUUGAAGAACUCAACCUCGGUAACCCCACAUAUAUCGAGGAUGCUAGUAACUACCCUAAUGGAGUCGAGGCUCUUUUAUCGAAACUUUUAAAUCUCCGCAAGAUUAAUCUCUCUUUUCAUCGCCACAUAAACAACCGAUCACUUUUUCGCUUGUUCAGGAACUGUAAACUUCUCGAAGAGGUCAUCAUAUCCAAGUCUUAUUCGAUAACCUACGCAAGCAUUGCUUUUGCUAUUUGCGAGAGACCAACAUUGAGGUAUUUAUCCUUUUCUAUGACUCCCACAAUGGAAUACGGUGAAACAUACCUUACCUCACAUUUCAAUGGAAUACGGUAUUUGUCGUCUUUGAAUAUCUCGGAUGAGCUGCUGUACUCUAUUGCAAUGAAAAGUCUUCCUUUGAAGAGGCUUGUGCUUGGACAUUGCACCGGCUAUAGUUAUGAUGGAAUCCGAUGUUUGUUAUCCAAGUUGCAUUUGGAUAUUCAAAAUGCUAAGGUUGUGAAUAAUUACAAUAUUGACUACCUUUCUUUUCUUCUUAGUAAUUUGGAGUCUAUAAACCUUAGUCAUGGUAGGAAUCUCAGUGAAUUAAGCUUAUUGACACUUGUUAGGAGGUGUCCUUUGCUCAAUGAGAUCUAUAUUGGAAAACACAAGUAUUGGAGAAAUGGGUUUAGGUUUAGAGAACUAUAG
Medicago truncatula (barrel medic) is the source of this 879-nucleotide messenger RNA. Its product is annotated as SCF E3 ubiquitin ligase complex F-box protein pof2. Gene Ontology annotation, cellular component: SCF ubiquitin ligase complex. Bases 1 to 879 code for a protein of 292 amino acids. Gene Ontology annotation, biological process: SCF-dependent proteasomal ubiquitin-dependent protein catabolic process. Lineage: Eukaryota; Viridiplantae; Streptophyta; Magnoliopsida; Fabales; Fabaceae. The transcript has a single exon. The record is from RefSeq and is a predicted model, not a curated record.